AACUGCCCCCAAAGCAUAACAGCAGCAAGAAGAAGAAACUGCCAAAAGUCCCAGAAGAAGAAGAGUUAGCCCGCGCGACUUAAGUAAUGUGUUUACAACGGGGAAGGAGGUGUUAUAGAGACAUGUUUCAUUGUGAAGAUCCGAUGUUCACAUCAUGAUGUUGAUAAGCCCAGAGCAGGAGGCCCUGAUUGGCCGGGUUUUUGAAACCUACCUGACAGAGCAUCAUCAUGGUGACUUGCUGCAGCACAUCGCAGAUGCUAAUGAAGAGACUCAUUGCCCUAUUAUUGUUAAUGCCAUGACACUGUUUGAAGCCAAUAUGGAGGUGGGGGACUAUUUCAACGCAUAUCCCUUUGAUGUUCUGGCUAUAUUUGAUAAAGUAUUACAGAGAAAAGCCACAGAGUUAUCGGAUGACACCUCUUCCCAGUAUGUUGAAAGGCAAAGGACAAAAGGGCAGAGGAUGAGACACAUUCUUCAUGCCCGCAUUACAGGUUUGCCAGUGUGUCCAGAGCUGACCAGAGAAACUAUUCCAAGAUCCAGAGAUGUAGGACACUUUUUGUCUGUGACUGGUACUGUUAUACGCACCAGUGUUGCCAAGGUUCUGGAAUAUGAGCGUGAUUAUAUGUGUGCCAGGUGUCGUCAUGUUUUCACCGUACAGGCUGAUUUUGACCAGUUUUAUACCUUUGUCCCGCCGGUGAGCUGUCCUAACCCUGAUGGCUGUAACUCGUACAAAUUCAGCUGUCUCUCAGGAGGAUCUGAGCCUGCAGUUUGCAGGGACUACCAGGAGAUCAAGAUCCAGGAGCAAGUGCAGAGGCUGUCAGUGGGCAGCAUUCCCCGUUCUUUAGUGGUAGUUCUGGAGGAUGAUCUGGUUGACUGCUGUAAAUCUGGAGAUGAUGUGACUGUUUAUGGAGUGGUGUGUCUGCGCUGGAAGUCUUUUUAUGAUGGCACUCGCUGCGAAGUAGAGCUGGUCCUCAAAGCUAACAAUGUAGAGGUAAACAACCAGCAGGCCGCCACUGCUCUUCUCAUGAAGGAUGUAGAGAAAGAAUUUGAAGACUUCUGGAACAGCAACAGACACAAUCCCCUGGCGGGUAGAAACCAGAUCUUGUUGAGCCUUUGCCCACAGGUUUUUGGCAUGUACGUGAUUAAAUUGGCUGUGGCCAUGGUGUUGGCUGGAGGAGUGCAGAGAAUAGACUCUUCUGGGACCAAGAUCAGAGGUGAGUGCCACAUGCUGCUGGUGGGUGAUCCUGGCACAGGGAAGUCUCAGUUCCUGAAGUAUGCAGCUAAAAUCACAUCACGCUCUGUGCUUACAGCUGGAAUUGGAUCAACAAGUGCAGGAUUGACAGUAGCAGCAGUGAAGGAUGGAGGUGACUGGCAUCUGGAGGCAGGGGCUCUGGUCCUCUCGGAUGGUGGUCUGUGCUGUAUUGACGAAUUCAACAGCAUCAAGGAACACGAUCGCAUCAGCAUCCAUGAAGCUAUGGAGCAACAGUCUAUUAGUGUGGCCAAAGCUGGUAUUGUGUGUAAGCUGAACACUCGAACUACCAUCCUCGCUGCUACGAACCCCAAAGGCCAGUACAAUCCCAACGAGCCACUGUCUGUGAACGUAGCCCUGGCCAGCCCUUUGCUGAGUCGUUUUGACCUGGUCCUAGUUCUACUGGACACCAAAAAUGCAGAGUGGGACCGCAUCAUCUCCUCUUUCAUACUGGAAGACAGAGGACUACCCGCUGAGUCUUCUGGUCUGUGGUCCUUGGAGAAAAUGAAAGCCUAUUUCAGUCUGAUCAAACGACUGCAGCCUCAGGUGUCUGAGGAGGCAAAUUGCAUCUUGACGCGUUAUUACCAGCUACAAAGACAGAGUGAUGGCCGCAACGCUGCGCGCACCACCAUCCGUAUGUUGGAGAGUCUGAGCAGACUGGCUGAAGCCCAUGCCAAGCUCAUGUAUAGAGAGACAGUGACUAUAGAGGAUGCCAUCAUUGCUGUCUCUGUUAUGGAAUGCUCCAUGCAGGGUGGCGCUCUGCUGGGAAAUGUAAAUACAUUACUUACCUCAUUCCCCACUGACCCUGAUCAGCAGUAUCAAACUCAGUGUCAGAUACUGCUGGAAGGACUGAACCUACCUUUGCUCCUUCAGACUGAGAUGAACAGACUGGCCAGAUCCGGACUAACAUCACACACAUCUGGAUUUUCUUUGUUCACUAGACUAAAAAGGAACACAUCAGCGGCUUCCCAGCAUCAAAUCAGAGGCACAGACUCCAUCAACUAUGACACCAGUAACUUGAACAGCUCUGUCACAGUAGAGAGUGGCUUGAACUUCUUUCACUCCUCCACUCCAUCACAGUCACCAGAUGAUAUGACCGUGCCCAUUGUUACAUCAACUCAAGCAAACCUUCGCAGGAAACCAAACCCCAUUUGCUUGGAUACAUCUGUAAUAACCAAACAUCUGAACUAUGAAACUGAGGAAGAGGAUCUGACUAACACUGGUAGAGUUCUUUCACAUCCUUUGGAAACUAUUACCUCUUUUCCAAAAGAAAGAAACACAAACAGAGUGACAAAUAAAAACAUUACAGAACAGAGGACACAAGAGGAAGUCAUCCAGUCUAAAAGACAGAAGGGUGAAGUGCAGCCAGAGUCAACGGGGUAUGUGUUUCAGAAGGUUUCAAAGAGUCUGAGAAAGCUGAAUCACCGGCAGUGUGAUGAAGAGGGAGGACAAAGACACGGGAAGCGAGUGGUGUAUGGAGAUGAAAAUGUGGCAGAUGAUUUAGAUACAUUAUCAGAUUGCCACACUAGUGCACCGUCAUCAGUUGCAAACAGCCAAUCACAUGUCUUGGAUCAGCAUGGCCUGUCCACGGUCACUGAUAGGACAUUUGAUAAGAAGCACAGGGGAGGCCUGUGUGGGACUAAAACAAUUAGUGCUACACUGCAGGAAAAAAAGGCAGCCGAAGCUGAAACACAAACGGACCCGCAUGCAAAGCUGUCAGGUUUUAUGUUCAAACCGAGGAAAAUGACAACUUUAAGUGACACUAUUGGUGACUCAGAAAAGAAUUUCCAUAAUCCAGAAGGUGGAUGCAAGGGAGAGAGGGGAUCUGUAGUCAUGACUUGUUUGACAUCAGUAGACACUGAUAAUAUUUUUUCAACUAACAGAGACCAAGUGGAGAAAGGUAGCACUGUUGGUAGAAAAAAGUGUAAUGGUACAGAUAAUCCCCAUCAACACAAAAUCAACAUGGGUGAUGGCGCCCAAGUGGAUUCCUUUUCCAAAUCAGACCCAAUCAAAUGCACUGUAUCUUCAUCAACUAUUGCUAAACUCUCAAGGUUCUCAUUCACUUCCACAAUCAAAUCUACAAGUUCAACAGUCGAAACUAGAGGGGAAAAAAGUCUUCUUGAGCGCAACCAUUUUGAAUGUUUGAGAGCUAAUUCAAAAGAGGAAACGUUUUGUUUACGCAACCCCAGUUCCUUUGAAAAGAAGAGAAAUGCAACUGUUCCCAUGGACAAAGUAAGGGAUGUGCUAGACACAUUGGGAGAGGAACAUGAACAUGGGACAGACUCGUCAUCUAUGCCACACUGCAAAACAACAGAUCGUACUCAUGCUGCAAACCACAGUAAUAGUGUAAGAAUAUUGAAUGAUGGCCCAGUUAACUGUCAAAGUACUGUCAGCGUGAAGAAGAGAAAGUGUUUUGAACUGGGCCCUCUACCGUCUACUGCUGGUGGUGGCUCUGAGGGUUUGUUCUCUGGACGGUCUCUGUUUGGCUCUACCGAGGUUACUAAUGAUCUACUUGACACUGACUGGGACAAAGAGGUUUCAAAAAAAGCCAAAAUCUGACAUUAUGAGCUGGAUAAAGAAUUCUAUGCCUGAAAAGACUGUGGAUCCAUACUGUUGGCAGCAUGAAAAUAAAAAUAAAAAAAUAAAACACAGUGGCCAAAA
Messenger RNA from Mugil cephalus (flathead mullet), 3907 nucleotides. RefSeq names its product minichromosome maintenance 9 homologous recombination repair factor (gene mcm9). Bases 155 to 3805 code for a protein of 1216 amino acids. Gene Ontology annotation, molecular function: ATP hydrolysis activity; ATP binding; single-stranded DNA binding. The transcript has 15 exons. Gene Ontology annotation, biological process: double-strand break repair via homologous recombination. The record is from RefSeq and is a predicted model, not a curated record. Gene Ontology annotation, cellular component: nucleus; MCM complex. NCBI's taxonomy places the organism in Eukaryota, Metazoa, Chordata, Actinopteri, Mugiliformes, Mugilidae.